UGAAACUUGGGAGGAAAUAGAUGCACAAUAGAGCUGAAAAUAUGGAUUGUGGAUAAAAUAUCGCUUAUGGUCGAUGGUUAAACAUCCAAUAAACACAGAUAUCAGUUGGACAAACACCUAUGCAGCCAACAAGAGAGGAAUAUGAAAUCAUUACUCUGUGUUGUAGUCCUUUUUGCUGUAGCGUGCUUCGUUAAAAGUCAAAAUAAGAAACCGCAUAUUUUACUUGUGAUAGCAGAUGACUUUGGUUACAACGACAUCGGGUAUCAUGGCUCUGAGAUAAAAACACCGAACUUGGAUAAACUUGCCGGAGAGGGAAUCAAAUUGGAGAAUUAUUACGUGCAGCCAAUAUGUACUCCUUCCAGAAGUCAACUAAUGUCUGGACGCUAUCAGAUACAUACGGGGCUUCAACAUGGAGUAAUUUUUCCUGCCCAACCUAACGGCUUACCUCUAGACAGCCCAAUACUACCAGAAAAACUAAAGGAAGCGGGAUAUUCAACGCACGCGGUAGGGAAAUGGCAUCUGGGUUUUUAUAAAAAGGAAUAUCUCCCAACAAACAGAGGGUUCGACUCUUAUUUCGGGUACCUUAGUGGUGCUGAGGACUACUUCACACACGAAAGAUGUUUUGGGGUAAUGUGUGGUACAGAUUUACUCGAUAAUACAAACCCAGCCAACUAUUCCGGACAGUAUUCGGCUCAUUUAUUUUCUCAAAAAGCAGUCGAUGUUGUCAAAAAUCACAAUACAAACCAGCCUCUUUUCCUGUAUCUUCCAUUCCAAUCCGUACAUGCCCCGCUACAAGUACCAGACAAGUAUAUACAGCCCUAUAUGCAUAUAAAGGACGAGCAAAGAAGAACAUAUGCUGGAAUGGUGUCUGCUAUGGAUGAGGCUAUAUGGAACCUUACGGAGGUUUUCAAACAGAAAGGGAUGUGGAAUAAUACGCUGAUGGUGUUUUCAACAGAUAAUGGGGGACAAAUCCAUGCAGGAGGGAAUAAUUAUCCUCUGCGGGGAUGGAAAAACUCUCUCUGGGAAGGGGGUGUUCAUGGCGUGGGGUUUGUACAUGGUCAGAUGUUGAAAAGAAAAGGGACAGUCUCACGAGACUUAAUUCAUAUCUCAGACUGGUUCCCCACACUUUUGUCAAUGGUCGGUGGUAAUUUAAAUGGAACAAAACCAUUGGAUGGAGUGGACCAGUGGAAAACCAUAAAUGAUGAGUCAACACCCAGUCAAAGGAGAUCAAUUCUACACAACAUAGACCCUCUCUACCCCCCAGUGGGUCAAAGACUGCCUACAAGCCCAUUUGACAACAGAAUAAGGGCGGCUGUCCGAAUGGGAGACUGGAAGCUCGUCACAGGUUUUCCUGGAAAUGGAAGUUGGAUUCCUCCACCUCAUAUGAAAAAUUUAGCGAUGUCAAAAAUAAACAGUGCAGCUGAAAAGAAUAUUUGGUUGUUCAAUAUCACAGAUGAUCCCAAUGAGCACAACGAUGUUUCUGACACUAUGCAACAUGUAGUAAUGGAUAUGUUGGAGCUACUAGCUCAGUAUAACAAAACUGCGGUACCCUGCAGGUUUCCUAACAUAGACCCUAAAGCUGAUCCGAAAUACCACGGAGGAUAUUGGGGUCCAUGGGAGUAAAUGUUUAAAAAAUAAAACAAAAAAUGACCAUAUUACGUUUGAUUUACAAGUACAUUAUCACAUUUUAUGUUCUAAAUAAAUAACCUUGGAAAGACAUG
Molecule: messenger RNA, 1721 nt
Organism: Saccostrea echinata
Lineage: Eukaryota; Metazoa; Mollusca; Bivalvia; Ostreida; Ostreidae
Product: arylsulfatase B-like
Exons: 9
Coding region: 142-1623 (493 amino acids)
Source: RefSeq, a predicted model, not a curated record